This is a messenger RNA of Mercurialis annua (annual mercury), 3398 nucleotides long. Its product is annotated as N-terminal acetyltransferase A complex auxiliary subunit NAA15. The transcript has 26 exons. Bases 184 to 2880 code for a protein of 898 amino acids. Gene Ontology annotation, cellular component: cytoplasm. NCBI's taxonomy places the organism in Eukaryota, Viridiplantae, Streptophyta, Magnoliopsida, Malpighiales, Euphorbiaceae. Gene Ontology annotation, molecular function: protein binding; protein-N-terminal amino-acid acetyltransferase activity. The record is from RefSeq and is a predicted model, not a curated record. Gene Ontology annotation, biological process: N-terminal peptidyl-methionine acetylation.
CAGAAAGAGUUGAUUAAAGCGUGGUUACUGUGAGUCACAGUAGGGUUGCAGCAGAUUAACGCCACCACUCUCUCUCUUUUUCCUCUGAACGCAGCCCUUGUAAUAUCCAAACCACAAACCUUGCAAAACCCUUGCCUUCUAAUCCUAGCUAAACCCUAGCUUAAUUUUAUUUAUUUCAUAACAAUGGGAGCUUCUCUGCCUCCUAAAGAGGCCAAUCUCUUCAAGCUCAUCGUCAAAUCAUAUGAAACUAAACAGUAUAAGAAGGGGCUGAAAGCAGCAGACGCUAUAUUGAAAAAGUUUCCAGAUCAUGGAGAAACUUUAUCAAUGAAGGGCCUGACAUUAAAUUGCAUGGAUCGUAAAUCUGAUGCAUACGAGCUUGUCCGGCUUGGCCUUAAGAAUGACCUUAAAAGUCAUGUUUGCUGGCAUGUUUAUGGUCUCCUCUAUCGGUCUGAUAGAGAUUAUAGAGAGGCAAUCAAGUGCUACCGAAAUGCUCUGAAAAUAGAUCCAGACAAUAUUGAAAUACUGCGCGAUUUAUCACUCUUGCAGGCACAAAUGCGUGAUCUGACAGGAUUUGUUGAAACCAGACAACAGCUGCUAACUCUGAAACCUAAUCACCGCAUGAACUGGAUUGGCUUUGCUGUUGCUCAGCAUUUGAACUCAAACGCUUCAAAAGCCGUUGACAUUCUAGAGGCAUAUGAAGGAACAUUAGAGGUUGAUUAUCCCCCAGACAAUGAACGGUGUGAACAUGGAGAAAUGCUUUUAUACAAGAUCUCUUUAUUAGAGGAAUGCGGCUCUCUUGAGAGAGCUCUUGAAGAGUUGCGCAAGAAGGGUUCUAAAAUUGUUGAUAAGUUGUCGUUUAAAGAACAAGAGGUUUCUCUACUAGUGAAGCUUUUGCAUCUUGAAGACGGUGCUGAUAUGUACAGGGGUUUACUUGCCAUGAAUCCUGACAAUUACAGAUAUUAUGAAGGUUUACAAAAGUGUGUCGGUCUGGAUUCAGAAAAUGGCCACUAUUCUGCUGAUAAAAUUGAUAAAUUGGAUGACUUAUACAAAUCGCUGGGGCAGCAGUAUACUUGGUCAUCCGCUGUUAAGAGAAUCCCGCUUGAUUUUUUACAAGGAGACAAAUUUCAUGAAGCUGCAGACAAUUAUGUUAGGCCCCUUCUUACCAAGGGCGUCCCUUCAUUAUUUUCAGAUCUUUCUUCUUUGUAUGAUCAUCCUGGGAAGGCAAACAUACUGGAAAAUCUUAUUCUUGAGUUGGAGCAUUCAAUUAGAACAACUGGGAAAUACCCGGGGAGGGAAGAAAAAGAGCCUCCAUCUACUCUUAUGUGGAUCUUAUUUUUCUUGGCACAGCAUUAUGACAGACGGGGGAAAUAUGACAUUGCGCUCACCAAGAUUGAUGAGGCAUUAGAACAUACUCCAACAGUGAUUGAUUUGUAUUCGGUCAAGAGCCGAAUUUUGAAGCAUGCUGGUGAUUUGACUGCCGCGGCAGCAUUAGCUGAUGAAGCUAGAUGCAUGGAUCUUGCAGAUCGCUAUGUAAAUAGUGAAUGUGUCAAACGUAUGCUGCAGGCUGAUCAGGUUCCUAUGGCAGAAAAGACUGCUGUGCUGUUCACUAAAGAUGGCGAUCAGCACAACAACCUCCAUGACAUGCAGUGCAUGUGGUAUGAGCUCGCUUCUGGUGAAAGUUACUUCCGCCAAGGUGAUCUUGGACGUGCUCUGAAGAAGUUUUUAGCUGUGGAGAAACACUAUGCUGAUAUUACAGAAGAUCAAUUUGACUUCCAUUCAUAUUGCUUAAGGAAAAUGACAUUACGUGCUUAUGUGGCAAUGCUGAAAUUUCAAGAUAGAUUACAUUCGCAUGCAUAUUUUCACAAAGCUGCAGCUGGAGCAAUCAGAUGUUACAUACGACUGUAUGAUUCUCCAUCUAAGUCGACAACUGGAGAGGAUGAUGAAAUGUCAAAGUUGCUGCCUUCUCAGAAAAAGAAGAUGAAACAAAAGCAGAAAAAGGCAGAAGCCCGGGCUAAGAGAGAAGCAGAGGUAAAGAGCGAAGAAUCAACUGCAAGUAGUGUCUCUAAGUCCGGAAAGCGUCAUGUUAAACCUGUUGAUCCAGAUCCAAAUGGGGAAAAGUUGUUGCAGGUUGAGGAUCCAUUAUUGGAAGCUACAAAGUACUUGAAACUUCUUCAGAAGAGCUCACCAAAUUCUUUGGAGACUCAUUUGCUUUCAUUUGAAAUAAAUAUGAGAAAGAAGAAAAUUUUGCUUGCACUACAGGCUGUAAAGCAAUUGCUAAGGUUGGAUGCUGAAAGCCCAGAUACCCACUGCUGUUUGAUUAGAUUCUUCCAUAAAGUGGGUUUGAUGGCUUCUCCUGUGACAGAUACUGAGAAACUUAUCUGGAGUGUAUUAGAAGCAGAACGCCCAUCGAUCAGUCAAUUGCACGAAAAGUCUCUGCUUGAAGCAAAUGAGUGUUUCCUUGAAAAACAUAAAGAUUCUUUGACGCAUAGGGCCGCAGUUGCAGAGAUGCUUUAUCUUUUAGAACCUAACAAAAAAUCUGAGGCUGUUAAAUUAGUUGAAGAUUCGACCAACCUUGUACCAGGAAAUGGAGCACUUGGACCAGUCAAGGAAUGGAAACUAAAAGAUUGCAUUGCAGUUCACAAAUUACUAGAAACAGCUCUUAUUGACCAUGAUGCUGCAUCUCGGUGGAAGGUGAGAUGUACCGAGUACUUUUCCUUCUCUACGUACUUUGAGGGAAAAUACAGCUCUGUGAAUCCCAAUUCAGUAUACAAGAUAGGCAAGAACACGGAGAACGGGAGUACAAGCCAUCCUGGAGAUGAUAAAAUUUCAGAUUCGAUAUCAAAUGGGAAGUUAGAGGCUUUUAAAGAGCUGACCAUCUGAGCAUGGUGCUGAAUGCAUACAGCAGCUACCAACUAGUACUCCGUGAUCUUGGGUAGAUCACACAAUCAAACAGCAGCAGAAGGUGCCAUGAGAAGAAAUCUUCAUUAUUAAGGACGUUCAUAUUGGAACCGAUGUCAAUCUUGUCUACUGUUGCUUUGAGAUGCAUUAUUAUGUUGAGAGUGUUCUACCUACCUUAGCCAAUUGUUGAAUGCAUUCAUUUGCAAAUGUGUAUAAUAAAAUUUUAUCUAUGUUUCUUUUAGGGUUUGCUCUUGAAAUUAACUCACUAGUAGGUGAAGACAAGGGUGACUUUUGAGGUUAUAAAUUUACCUUCCUAGGUCAGGAGAGCGCGCGACAGGAUUCUUUGUUUUGAGUACUGGUUAGAACAUUUGCUAGUAGAGCUUGUUGUACUUUUUGCCAAUUCUCUUAUUUCCUGCUAUUUCAUGUAUAAACACUACACAUUGUGAGAAUUUUUGCAAGAAGAUUCAUAUAUUAGAACUGUGGAGGUCAAUUUUGCUGCU